Molecule: messenger RNA, 1580 nt
Organism: Colossoma macropomum (tambaqui)
Lineage: Eukaryota; Metazoa; Chordata; Actinopteri; Characiformes; Serrasalmidae
Product: C-C chemokine receptor type 5-like
Exons: 3
Coding region: 332-1177 (281 amino acids)
Biological process (GO): G protein-coupled receptor signaling pathway; immune response; chemotaxis
Cellular component (GO): membrane
Molecular function (GO): chemokine receptor activity
Source: RefSeq, a predicted model, not a curated record
UUGAUUUGACUGUUAGCUCUUGGACUUAUGAAACAUGUCUGGGAAUCAUACGUUCAACACAACGCAGAGCACCAAGGACUUCUCUCAACAGAACAUUCUUCAAUGAACAACCUUAUUCUCAUCAAGCAAUUGCUGAAUACUAAACUCAUGACCCACGGGAAAAUGUAGCAGUUACGAAGAUUGCAAUGAUAACACGUACACACCCUGCGACCUUAGUAGGAACUUUGGGCAAAUCUUCCUCCCAACCCUCUACAGCAUAGUCUUCAUCGUGGGCUUCAUUGGAAAUGGCCUGGUGUUGUGUGUCCUUGCCAAAUACUUCAAGAGAUCGAACAUGAUGGAUGUGUGCCUCUUCAACUUGGCGCUGUCUGACCUGCUGUUUCUCAUAUCUCUGCCGUUCUGGGCCCACUACGCUGCCACCAACAUGUGGAUCUUUGGGAAUGCUAUGUGCCAAGCUGUCACCACAUUUUACAUGCUAGGCUUCUACGGCAGCAUCUUUUUUAUGCUGCUCAUGACAGUGGAUCGUUAUCUUGUCACUGUCCAUGCCCAUACCUCCCUUUUUUUCAAGCGCCAAUCAGUGAGCGUGGGCAUAGCAUUGGUCUUGUUUAUGUGGGCACUCAGCCUGGGCGCUUCUCUCCCCACCAUCAUAUUCUCUCAAGGGAGGAAUGAGUCAACCAAAUUGUGCCUGCUGGAAUAUCCUAACAACACAUGGAGGCUUAUCAGCUACAUGGAGCUGAACAUCCUUGGCUUGAUCCUCCCCCUCACAGUCAUGGGGUUUUGCUACUCUCAGAUCAUCCCCACUUUGGCUGCUAUGAAGUCUAAGAAGAGGCACAAAGCCAUCAAGCUCAUGCUGGUCCUGAUCAUAGUUUUCUUUCUCUUCUGGACACCCUACAAUGUGGUCACAUUCAUGCACUUUCUUCAUCACUUGGGAUACAUGGAAACCUGCAAAUGGCUGCAAGACCUUGGCUUGGCCAUGCAGUGGUCUGAAACCAUCACUUUCAGUCACUGCUGCAUCAACCCCAUCAUCUACGCCUUUGUGGGCCAGAGGUUCAGGACAUUAGUCAUUAAGACUUUGAAAGAAUGGUUUCCAAUUUGCUUCAGCCGGUGCAGAACACUUAACAGUCAGCUGACAGAUAAAAAGGGCUCCACGCGCUCCACAGCAAUUACAACAAUUCUGUAGCUGCCGUAGCCCCCCACUAAUAUUAAUCAAAACAGCAACUUUGCCAUUUUUCAUUUGUUAACGUCAUUUAACAUCAUAACUCUAUGCUUAUUAUUUUAAACAUAAGGCUUUUAACUACUAUGAAUUCAGUAACUUCUAUGACCCUAUAAAGCAGGGACAUAGGUUUCAUUUCAACUUUGGGGGAAAACACUGCUCAUAACAUCCAACUCAUCAUGUUUUGUUUUAUGCGCCAACAAGUGCCAAUAAAUGGUCAUUCAAUAUCUAUACAAUCUUACCCUGAACAUAAAUUAUUAUGAUUAUAUUUCACAAUUUUGAAUCAGCUUUAUGACAUUGUUGUCAUUCUUUGUAACUGACGUCAUAACAUUUUAUAUAAAAUGGUUCACCAGCCUCAGCAGUAGAAACU